This is a messenger RNA of Letharia columbiana, 1035 nucleotides long. RefSeq lists its product as uncharacterized. The transcript has 3 exons. The coding region runs from base 1 to 1035 and encodes 344 amino acids. The record is from RefSeq and is a predicted model, not a curated record. Lineage: Eukaryota; Fungi; Ascomycota; Lecanoromycetes; Lecanorales; Parmeliaceae.
AUGGCGCGUCCCAAAAAGGCGGAAGAGAAACCAAAGGACUCUGGAAGUCUGCAGAUCAGUGUCGAGGAUUUUGUCCGCACCAGGAACUCGGUGGUCACUGGUUUAGCCACGCUCCAGUCGGCUGUCUCGGAUCUCUCACGCGCGUACAUCGCGCACACGGACACAGUCAUUGGCAGAGGCAAUGCUUCAUCUCUUGAGCAGCUGAACAUAUCCAAUCCUCUGAGUGGAGAGAACGGCCUCUUCGGUGGCCGUGGCCCUACGCCUGCCCCAACAACCGAAGCACCCCCAGAGGGCAAGAAGAGGAAGAGAGCUCCACAUGACAAGAAUGCGCCCAAGCGUGCUCUUACUCCGUUCUUCUUGUACUUGCAGACUGCCCGCCCAGCCCUUGCGACCGAGAUGGGGUCAGGCCACACAGCUAAAGAGGUUCAAGACGAGGGAGGACGGAGAUGGCGAGAGAUGACCGACAAGGACAAAAGUGAAUGGCAAUAUAGAUAUGCGGUCAAUUUUGCGCGUUAUCGGGCGCAAACCGAUGCGUACAAAGCAGGCAAACCAAUCCCAGAGAUUAGUGACGCCGAAGCAAAAAAGCUUUACGAAACCACGAAGAAGGAUGGCAAGAUACUUGCGCCGGCCGAUCUCGACCCUGGCCACAUCGACGAGGAAGAUGAAAGUGACUCAUCUACUACAUCUGACGAAGACUCUCCAGAGCCAGUCAAAGCUCCCUCUCCCAAGCGGAAGAAGACUGCUAAGAAUUCGGUCGAAAAGAAGCCACCAUCGGCGAAACAGACCCCGGCAAAGGCACCUGAGCCAGCAGUCGCAGAGCCGACCUCACAAUCUCCCGAGAAGACGUCGCUGGAGAAGAAGAAGAAAGCUUCGAAGAAGAAGGAGACGAAAGGUACCGGAGAUAUGACGGAUUCGAAGAAGGAGGUUGUUGCCGAGCCAGCGAGCUCACCGUCCAAGCUGACAGGCCAAGAUAGCCAGCAGAAGCAACAGAAGAAGAAGGGGAGGAAGCGCAAGAGCGAACCAGCCGAGACAUGA